Molecule: messenger RNA, 696 nt
Organism: Malassezia globosa CBS 7966
Lineage: Eukaryota; Fungi; Basidiomycota; Malasseziomycetes; Malasseziales; Malasseziaceae
Exons: 2
Coding region: 1-696 (231 amino acids)
Biological process (GO): alpha-ketoglutarate transport; mitochondrial citrate transmembrane transport
Cellular component (GO): mitochondrion
Molecular function (GO): tricarboxylate secondary active transmembrane transporter activity
Source: RefSeq, a predicted model, not a curated record
AUGGCGCCUGCACAAGGGGGUUUUUCGUGGUCGAACAUAGCCGUAGGUGCGGUUAUGAACAUGUUUGAAGUAACCACGCUUGGUCAGCCCUUCGAGGUGAUAAAGACGCAAAUGGCUUCGAACCGAACGCAAACGAUGUGGCAAGCGCUUAAGACUGUGUCGAGUCGUGGUGGUGUGCUUGGUUUUUACCAAGGCUUGAUCCCUUGGGCUUGGAUCGAGGCCUCGACGAAAGGUGCUGUACUGCUUUUUACGUCCACCGAGGUGCAGAAGGUCGCAAAAUCGCUCGGGAUGGGUCCUGGUGCUGCUGGCCUAUUCGGCGGCAUGACUGGUGGCAUUGUCCAGGCAUACGCCACGAUGGGUUUUUGCACGUGUAUGAAGACAGCUGAGAUUACUCGCCAAAAGCAGAUGGCUUCAGGAGAAGCACCUCCGUCUACGUGGAAGGUUUUCGCCGACAUUUAUCGGAGGGAGGGUAUUCGCGGUAUCAACAAGGGCGUGAAUGCCGUGGCUGUUCGUCAAAUGACGAACUGGGGAAGUCGUAUGGGCUUUGCACGCUUGGCUGAGGCCCCAGUCCGUCGUUUUUCGGGCAAGACAGAUGGCGAGAAGCUGAGCAACGUCGAGCGUGUGCUUUGCUCAACAGUUGGCGGCGCUCUGGCAACGUGGAACCAGCCAAUUGAGGUAAUUCGUGUCGAGGUAUGA